This is a messenger RNA of Stegastes partitus (bicolor damselfish), 2073 nucleotides long. RefSeq names its product vertebrae development associated (gene vrtn). The transcript is spliced from 2 exons. Lineage: Eukaryota; Metazoa; Chordata; Actinopteri; Pomacentridae. Gene Ontology annotation, biological process: regulation of transcription by RNA polymerase II. The coding region runs from base 1 to 2073 and encodes 690 amino acids. The record is from RefSeq and is a predicted model, not a curated record. Gene Ontology annotation, cellular component: chromatin.
AUGAUUCCGAGGAACGAAGUCGUGCUGUCUGUCCUGGGGGAGCUCCAGGAGGCCACCGAGACCUCCGGCCUGGACGCUGUGACCCGAGUGGCCCUGGAGGUGGACCAGGUCCUCACCCCCUUCCAGCUCCCCACGACCACCUGUCAGGAUUUCCCAGAGUGGGCAGGCGUGGACGAGGCGGCUCACGGUCUUUACCCAGCCGACGCACCCAGAGGCCUCCUGCCUCUGAACUGCAGCGGGGAAGGCAACUUGUUGUUCGAUGCAGUCAGCAUGUUGCUGGUAGGCAACAACGGACUCAGCUUGGAGCUACAGGUGCGUACCGUAGUGGAGAUGCUACUGUGGAAGAGAUACUACCUCUCCGGGAUGAUUGAUUCUAAAAUGAUGCUCCAAGCUGUUCGUUUCAGUCUUUGCGCAGAAGAAUCUGAAGACAUGGUCAACCUGCCUGUAGCGGUGCUGGAGGCCAUCUUUGAUGCAGACGUUAAAGCGUCCUGCUUCCCCGGCUCCUACGCCAACAUGUGGCACCUCUACGCCCUGGCGUCAGUGCUCCAGUUCAACAUCUACUCCAUCUACCCCAUGUUCAACCUCAAGAUCAGGCCCUACUUCAACCGAAUCAUACGCCCUCGUACCUGGCCCCAAGACUCGGAGCAGCAGACCAUCCACAUCAUGUGGUCCGGUGAGCUGCAGUCGGAGUCCCUGUUCAGGCCGAAGCACUUCGUCUCGCUCGUCCAGACAAGCGACCUGACGUUUGGAAGCCCGAACAGCAACCAGAGGACGUCGCCGGUCAAGAGGGAGCAGCUGCUGAACCAGGACUCGCAUCUGUCCUAUCUGAAUCUGAAGGACAAGUACAACAUCACCAAGAGGACCUUCUACCGCUGGAGGAGGCAGACGCAGGAGCAUUGCAAGAAGUCCGCAGCCAGGUACGAGGCCAAGUAUUUCCUGCAGGCGUGCUACCUGGAGGGCAAGCUAAUCCCUUUGCACCAGUUUAAGGAGUUUUUUCCUGAGAUCUCGAGGUCGUCCUACUACAACUGGAAGCACGAGCUGCUGAAGUCUGGAGGACACUUCUCCACCUCCUCCUCUACUGGAGAGACCAGUCCUGGAGAGAGCACGGAGCAGGAGGCCUGGUCAUCGCCUGAAGCAAAGCAGGAUGAGCCAGACCACCAUGAAAGCGUGGCCAGCAUGUUCGGCCUCACCCUCGGCAAGCUGGACGUGGAGCGCGCUCAGAACGUCGCACACAUGCAGGAGGCGAAGCGUUGCCUGCAGAACUGCAUCGCUAUGAACACCUCCUUCCCCUUCAGGAUCUUCAAAAGAAAUUUUCCAGGAAUCUCGAGAUCGACCUACUACAACUGGAGAAGGGAGGCCAUGCUGUUUAACAGAGGCUACAAAGGCAGCGUCGGCAGCAGCGAGGACAGCUCAGAUGCCGACAAGAGCCACAGCCCGAAGAGUCUGUCGCCAGUGCUGCCCAACGCCAGUCGGCCCAGACUGAAGCUCUGCAAGCGAAAACACAGAAGUUUCAGGCUGGCGUAUAUGAGUAAAAAGCAGCUGAGAGAGGUUGCAAAGUUGCACGUCCAGAAGUCCAAAUGGUCCCUGACCAAGUUCAAGCUCAAGUUCCCGUCCAUGUCCCCGUGUUUCUACUGGCUGUGGCGCAGCAGCCAGAACCGCAAGAAGAAGGUGAUCGUCCAGAGAGCAGAAGUCAACGAACCCCCGAGUCUGGAGAGUAAAGAUGCAGGAAACAAGGUCGAGGAGAUGAGGAUGAAGAUGAAGGCUCAGGAUGUGCUCCCAUUUGCCAAAAGCCCAAAAUAUGUAGAAAGCUCCGGCGUGCCCUCGAUAGAUGCCCCACAUUCAAAGCACACCCUCCACAGAAAGGCACCCAUAAAUGAGCAGAUGUUCGCCAUGGAUGUCGUGGCCCUGGCCAACUUCAAGGCCAAGGCCAAGCUCUUCCUGCAGCAACGCUUCGAGGAGAAAUCUUUUCCCACGUUUAAAGAGUUCCGGUCCUACUUCCCGUUCACUCCGCGCUCCACGUACUACAUGUGGAAGCGAGCUUUGCACCACGGAGUGUCGCUGGUUCAUGGGUAA